Molecule: messenger RNA, 390 nt
Organism: Glarea lozoyensis ATCC 20868
Lineage: Eukaryota; Fungi; Ascomycota; Leotiomycetes; Helotiales; Helotiaceae
Product: S13-like H2TH
Exons: 3
Coding region: 1-390 (129 amino acids)
Molecular function (GO): nucleic acid binding
Source: RefSeq, a predicted model, not a curated record
AUGCGAUUGCAGAAAUCCCUCGAAACUUUCUUUGGUCUUGGAAAUCAACACUCGACUCGAAUCCUCGCGAAAUACUCCAUAUUCCACACCGCGAAAGUCGGAUCAAUACCUAGCAAGACAAUUGCAGCUUUGACAGCGGAACUAUCGACGAUGAAGAUCGAGACUGAUUUGAAGCGAAAGAUCAAGGAUGAUAUCUUACGGUUGAGGGAUAUGGAUCUCGACUGCAAGGAAACUCAACAAAACCGAUCGAAGGUUAUAGAACGUUUGAAGCGUAGAAUUAUGUACAUUUAUAAGGGCGCAAUUGCAUCAUCGGCGUUGAGGGGCAUUUCAAGCAUUGUAGGACUAGAUGCCACAAGUAUAUCAAGACACUUUUCAACAGUAGACUUCUAA